AUGUGCAACUACAUCCUCAGCGUCGUCAAGUGCCGCCAGUGCGGCCGCACCACCAGCCAGAACAAGGCCGACUACGUGUACUGCCCGUCCUACCGCAACGGCAUCUCGUGCCAGGUCAUCGAGCGCGGCCGCAACACGCGCCUCGUCUGCUGCUCCAACUGCCAGAACUCCUACCAGCCGGCUCCGGGCGUCGGAGGCCCUCUGCGCGAGGAAGACGACGGGUCCCUUUCCGACUCGGAGAACGAGACCCGGCUCUGAAGAGCGUCCCUGUGUCCUGUCGAGAACUCCACGCGCUUGUGAGUACAUGUGUCUUUGGCCGGUGGGACAGCAAGUCGAAAGUUUGCUAUUAAAGUGCUGGUUACGGGACGGGUUUUCGGGCAGACCAACAGAAGUGCAAUCACUGGUACGAAGACGCUCGUUUGCAAGACUUUGGAAGAUAGCCGAAUGCCUAGUCUAAGCCUAAUAUCUGUAUAUCUAGUACCCGAACGAGCCCGCUUCCUGUCUCAAGAGAUUACACGUCGUUGUCUUGAGGGACGAUUCACCAACACUUUUUCUAAGCCAUCCACCUCGUUUGGAGAAGCUGCAUCUUGACUUGAUCCCAGUGUCAGGAUCUUUAUUUACAGUGACUCUUAAUUAUUAUUUCACACAAACCCCCCCCCCCCCCCCCCACC
Messenger RNA from Colletotrichum destructivum, 671 nucleotides. RefSeq lists its product as uncharacterized. The transcript has a single exon. The record is from RefSeq and is a predicted model, not a curated record. Lineage: Eukaryota; Fungi; Ascomycota; Sordariomycetes; Glomerellales; Glomerellaceae. The coding region runs from base 1 to 258 and encodes 85 amino acids.